AUGUCGGAGGUAGUCGAUCUUGCCGGCGUUAUUGGAACAUGGGUAGGAGCAGGAGUCGGAGUCAUUGCCCUCAUAGGGAUUGUCGGCCCUGUUCUUAUUUGGCUCGCCUCUAGAACAGAAAGGCAGCAGACGCUCAACGCUAUGGGGAGAGAGACGAAUGCCUACAUCUCACCGGGAUACCACUUAGGACCAAACAUCUAUUUAUUCCAACGGGUACAAGCGCCGCUCUUGAAAACUUUUAGCCACCCAAAUCCUUCUUCACCGGCCACUGCGCUAGACAGCACAUUGUUGAAGGAAGUUGAUACGAACUCUACUUGGAUUCUGUUUAGUGUUUUGAUUGAAGCGUAUGGGUUCAACCCGCCUCGAGGGGAUAGCCUCAUAGUUAAAGACCGAAAGACAUACCUCCCCGUCAAUCGUCUCUGGAUCCUUUACAUCGGGUUGCUUGGGAGAUACACCACGGAGGGAGACUCAAGGCGCUCACCGAGUAAGAGAAACACAGUGUUCAAUCUUCCAAAUGUUACUGGUCAUAGGGCCGAGCUUCAACGCGCUCCGAUUCGAUCUCAGAGGCUAGGAAUCGGAUCAGAGGUCGAACUCGGAUCUGCUGAUUGGCCGUCUGUUACGCUCUACGGUAUUACGGGAAAUUUGCAGAUUUUCAAUCAGAGUCAGAGGCCAUCAGCCAGAGAUAUUCCAGUCCUAGUUUUCCGUCCCGCCCCUAUUAAUGAGAUCCGAGGAAUACAGAAGGAUACCCUGUCACCCAAAGAUCUGCUUCUCCUCGCGAUAGGAUUCCUGCCCCUAUCUGAAUCUAGCUGCGUCUGCUUAACGGCUAGUGUCAAUUUCGGCAGCGACACGGAUGAUUUUGAAGAACACAGGCAUGAGAGAAGAAUCAGUACACGUAAAAGGGAACCUAUGCGUAGUUAUAUCCGCAAUGGCCCACGAGAAGUGAAUCCCGUGGAACUACAGUCGUCCAGCGUCGGCGAGAUUUCCAACAUAGGAAGCGGGUUUCUUUCGACUCGCAACCACACCUGGUACGGGUUCGAGACGAUUAACAACGCUACCGCCCAGGAAGCGGUCGACCAUCUUUGGGGCUUUACUUACGUGCCCACGAGUUCCGACUGGAUCCGCGUUUUCGAUUCCCAGCCGGAAGCCUACAUGCGUCGGAAAGAGGCGCAAGAACUGGCACUUGCCUUGUUGAAGCUUCCGUGCCACCCGGAGGGAUAUCUCCUCGGCGGGACAAGUCGAAAAGGGACGGCCAGGCACCUUGUUUCGAUGCUGGUUCGGCUGGAGCAGAAAACCGACAUCUUAAAUCUUUCUCAGCAAGACAAGCAAAAGCUAAACAGAGUACUGGACCCUGCACUACAGUUUCUGGAUAAAGAGAACGUAUCCCCAAGAGCUUUCCAGGUGAUAUAUGACCUGGAUCUAGUUGUCGUCGGUAUUCUGGCAAUCACCAAUCCUGAAUUCUUGGUACUCGUUCGGCAGUCGCUAAGGAAUAUCAGCGAAAGCACGAACUCGACUGUUCAAUUAGAUAUGUGGUCCAAAACACUAAAGGUGCCAUCUGCGUUUGGUGUCUUCGAAUCGUUCAUCGUCGAUUGGGAUUUACUCCGUCCCGAUGAUCCCCGAACACAUGAAAUUGUCGAAAUAAGCCAUACCGUCAUAGCUUUAGCGACUAUAAGAGCGAUUUUAAGAUGUAAAAUGUUAAGUAUCUGUUUUGAUGCGGAUCCGUUGAUUAGCGUGGUCGGAGAAUGGGAAGACGUUAUACACAUUCAGUAAUGAUACCAGUUCUCAAAUCCAGCAAUACCUAUUAGUUGGGGUAAUAUUUUAUGAAUACAAGACAUAAAAACAUAGGUAUCCGAUGAGGUACCUACUGGUGCGUAUCUCCGUUGUGGCCCUACAU
Messenger RNA from Daldinia caldariorum, 1891 nucleotides. RefSeq lists its product as uncharacterized. The transcript has 2 exons. Lineage: Eukaryota; Fungi; Ascomycota; Sordariomycetes; Xylariales; Hypoxylaceae. The record is from RefSeq and is a predicted model, not a curated record. Bases 1 to 1767 code for a protein of 588 amino acids.